Molecule: messenger RNA, 1976 nt
Organism: Camponotus floridanus (Florida carpenter ant)
Lineage: Eukaryota; Metazoa; Arthropoda; Insecta; Hymenoptera; Formicidae
Product: chaoptin-like
Exons: 5
Coding region: 186-1835 (549 amino acids)
Cellular component (GO): extracellular matrix
Molecular function (GO): protein binding
Source: RefSeq, a predicted model, not a curated record
UUGGCCUUAAAUUUGUCAUACCUAUUUCUCACAACAAGAUGAGUAAUACAUUAUCAGAUAAACAUACUUAUCAGAUAUAUUAUCAUAUGGAUAGAAUUGGUAUAAGGUAUUGGUAUAGUUAUAUCCUCUGCUGUGACUGAAUAAGCAACUAUUGAUACGUAGUCUGUGAAAUCAAAUCUCAAAUUAUGUUUAAUUAUUGUAAUAUUAUUAUACUAUUGCUUUUAAUUGUGUGCAAUGAAUGUUUAUGUGACAUAUGCAAAAUCUGCAAAUGUGUUUCAAAUAUAGAAGCAAUUAUUGAUUGUCAUAACAGACACCUGGGAAUUAAUGAAGACUUUAAUUUCAAUAAUCUCUUCACUCUUGAUCUGCCUCAAACAUUAGAGAAACUUAUUCUUUCAAAAAAUAACAUAGUAUUUUUUCCGACAAACGAACUAAAGAAUUUGAAAUAUUUAAAGAAAUUAGAUCUAUCUCAAAAUAAUUUGAGUAAUAUACAAUCAGAUAUUUUCAAGAACUUAAACGACCUCGAAGAUUUAAAUUAUUCCCAUAAUCUAUUAUGGCACUUCGAUAUUUCCAUUAUAAAUAUGGAUUCUUCUCUCUCUAAAUUUAAUUUGAGUCAUAAUCAGAUCAAUAGUCUGGAGAAAAGUUCAGAAAACACAAUAACGAAGUUGAAAGUUUUUGAUGUGUCUCACAAUAAUCUUACUAAUCUCACUAAUCUGGUAAAUUUUUUCAACUGUUUACCAGAGCUGGAAUAUUUGGAUCUCUCCUUCAAUCAACUGAGUACUCUCCCACCCAAGUCGUUGCUCUACCUGCAGCAUUUAAAAAUACUUUAUAUCAAUAACAAUCAUCUUCUUGAUUUAAAUCUCCAAAAUCUUCCAUUGUCAUUGCUGGAACUUUACGCAGGAAACAAUUUUAUCAAUCACUUAUUACUACAAAAAUCAUCAAUUCACAUCUUAAACAUUCAAAACAACUGCAUUUCUAAUAUAUACAAAAAUCUAACAUUACUGGAAGAAUUAAAAAAUCUAAAUAUUAAUGGAAAUUCCUUGUCAGAAUUUCCAGAUGUUUUUCUAAAAGAUUUAGAUACGCUGGAUUUAUCCUUUAACAAUUUAACAAUAAUUCCUGAAACAAUUUCUGUUAAGAAUUUUCCAAAUUUAAGAAUUUUAAAAGUUAAUGGGAAUCGUUUAAAAGAUGUAAAAAUUAGGUCUGAAUUGAGAUUGAAAAGAUUUGAAAUAAAUUUUGUAAAGACGAUUGAAGAAAUUGGUAAAGAAACGUUUCUAAUGCUGAGGGAGAGGGAAAACGAUUGUAUUAAUAUAACUAUUUCGAAUAAUAUAAAGUUGAAUAUAAUCGAGAAAAACGUUUUUCAGCAUAUGAACAUUUGUUCUCUAGAUUUAAGCAAUAAUUGUUUUGCUCACUUGCCGUCAGAAUUAUUUGAUGUAAAUGUUUCAAAUGCGAAGUAUCUCAUUAAUUUGCAAGGUAAUCCAUUUAUUUGCGACUGCUCAUUGCAAUGGAUGUUAAAUAUAUUAGUUCCAAAACUUUACUUGAUGAGACCUAGUCUACUAGAAGAUUUAAGAUGUGCUGGUCCACCUCCAUUAACUGAUAGAAGAAUGGUCCAUUGGUAUAAGUGGAAGGGAAAUGUUUUUUGCAAUAACACUUCACAUUUCGCAGAAAAAAUGAUUUUUGCAAGUAUCUCUAAUAAACAAAUUGUGAAAUUUGAAAUCAGUCCUGGAAUGAUCGUUGCUUUGGCCAUGGCACUUUUUGUGCUUGCAAUUCUAACGACAAUCGGCAUUUUAUUGACUCAAAGAAUUAUUGUGAAAAAAAGACGAUUUAAUCGUAGAUUUUAGUAAAUAUAUAAGAUAUCAAUUCAAUUAUGUAGAUCUGUAGAUAGAAUAAACUUAUUAUAAUUACAUUCUAUCUGCAAAUUAUAAGAGCAACUUGUUAUAGUUACUUAUUAUUAUUAUACUAUAACUCAGUAACUAAUUAAA